AUGAUGUUUGGGGUGUGCUUCAAGGUUUUCCGUGGCAGGCCUUGUUUUUGGUGGAAGCUUUCGCAACGUCACCCAGUUGCCUCCACAACCAAUGAGCUUCCACAAAACCUGAAGGGUGUCCACUCCGCACCACUUUUCUCUUUGGGCGAUCCCAACCAUGGAGCUAUCAUAGAAGAGGAGAAGGAGGCAAUGGCAAAACAACUCUGGGAUGCAAUUCAAACGGAGGUGUUUACAUACUCAAGGCUGCACUUGCCUCGGUCAGCGCAAAAGGAACGACCAGAGGGGACAAUGGCUCAGGUUGAAUUCAAUCCAUUCGAUUGA
Molecule: messenger RNA, 321 nt
Organism: Seminavis robusta
Lineage: Eukaryota; Bacillariophyta; Bacillariophyceae; Naviculales; Naviculaceae
Source: the annotation of a GenBank genome assembly